GACAGCCACUGUGUCUAUGCAUAGUUUCUUAGACAGGGGUAGCACAGGUACGUAGCCAAUAAGCCAGCGGUCUUUGCCAAGCCGGCGCCGAAAGGGACAGGUAGGCAGACUCCCUGCCAAGAGCCACCCAUUUAAAGGCACGCCAUUGGCGUUCGCUUCCUGUGCAGCUGCGUGCGACUGACUCGAUCGAGCUAGGGAUCGAGAUCAGACGACCCGUGCACGCCUCGAGCAAGCAAGCCAGCCUCGCUCGGCCUAGGUUUCUCGAUCCUCCCGCCGCCGUCGUCGUCCUCGUCGUUGCUGUCCUCGUCGGUGGCCGGCAAUGCAGAGGGGCAGGUCGUGGUUCGGCUGUGUGCCCAUGAGCACGGCGGCGCUGCCCGUGGAGAGGGAUUUUGAUCUUCCUGCGGUGAAGCUGUCGUGGCCCUCGUCCGCCUCAGAUGGAGGAUUCGCAAAGGGCAGCAUCGACCUGGGAGGCAUGGAGGUGCGCCAAGUCACCACCUUCGCCAAGGUCUGGUCCACCACGCAGGGCGGCCAAGACGGCCUCGGCGCCACCUUCUUCAAGCCCGCGCCUGUCCCGGCCGGAUUCCACGCGCUCGGACACUACGCGCAGCCCAACAACCGGCCGCUCUUCGGCCACGUCCUCGUCGCCCGGGACGCGUCCGGCACCGGGGCGCUCCUUGCCCCGCCGCUGGACUACGCCCUUGUCUGGUCCAGCGGCCAGGACGAUGGCGCGGGCUUCUUCUGGCUCCCGACGCCGCCCGAUGGCUACAAGGCCGUCGGCGUGGCGGUCACGGCCACCAAGGAUAAGCCGCAGCCCGGAGAGGUCAUGUGCGUCCGCGCCGACUUCACCGACGCGUGCGAGGCCGAGGAGUCGGUGUGGGGCAGCGACAAGGACGGCUUCAGCGCCACCGGCCUGAGACCCGCGGUUCGCGGCAUCGACGCCCGCGGCGUGCACACCGGCACGUUCCUUGCACGAAGCAACGCCGCGCCGGCGAGCGCCUCGGCCUUGGCGUGUCUCAAGAACAACAGCGCGGCUUACACGUCGUGCAUGCCCGACCUGCCUCAGCUGAACGCCGUCCUCGCGGCCUACUCGCCGCACGUGUACCUCCACCCCAGCGACCCGUAUCUCCCUUCGUCGGUCACGUGGUUCUUCGAGAACGGCGCGCUGCUGUACCAGAAGGGCAACCCGACGCCGACGCCCGUGGCCGCCGACGGGUCCAACCUCCCGCAGGGCGGCGGCAACGACGACGCCUACUGGCUGGACCUGCCGGCGGACGCCGGCCAGAAGGAGCGGGUCAAGAAGGGCGACCUCGCCGGCGCCAAGGCGUACGUGCAGGCGAAGCCGAUGCUGGGAGGGACGGCGACGGACCUCGCCUUGUUCUUCUUCUACCCGUUCAACGGCCCCGCGCGGGCCAAGGUCGGGCCCCUCACCAUCCCGCUCGGCAUGAUCGGCGAGCACGUCGGCGACUGGGAGCACCUGACGCUGCGCGUGAGCAACUUCUCCGGCGAGCUCCUCCGGAUGUACUUCUCCCAGCACAGCACGGGCGCCUGGGCGGACGCGUCGCAGCUGGAGUACCUCGACGGCCGGCCGGUGGCGUACGCGUCGCGCCACGGCCAUGCCUUCUACCCCAGGGAGGGGAUGGUGCUGCAGGGGGACUCGAAGCUCGGGGUCGGGAUAAGGAACGACUGCGCCAAGGGGAGCAGGUUGGACACCGGCGGCGGGCGGUGCGAGCUGGUGUCGGCGGAGUACCUCGGAGCUGCCGGGAAGGUGGCCGAGCCGGCGUGGCUCGGGUUCGAGAGGGGGUGGGGGCCGAGGGAGGAGUACGACAUAGGCCGCGAGAUCAACCGUGCGGCGAGGAUCCUGCCGCGCGCCAUCAAGGAGCGGCUGGCUCAGCUAGUGAACAAGCUGCUGGUCGGGGAAGGCCCCACGGGGCCCAAGAUGAAGGGCAGCUGGAGAAACGACGAGAGGGAUCCCUGAAACGUUUCCGCUCAUUGCAUGCGCCGGGACCGUUCUCUAACCGUCGUCGUCCGAUCGAUAUUAUGCGUUGAUCUGACGGUCAGAGACCAUGCCCUCUCGCUAGGACUAUCUCAAAAAACCCAAUGAUUACGUACAAAAGAAAAUCAGCAGUGUAAUUUGUUCUUGGGUAGAUGUGUUCUACUGUACAUUCGUGCAAUGUGUUGUCAUCUGUUGUUUCUUUUUUCGUAACAGGUGUUUUAAUUA
Messenger RNA from Triticum urartu, 2218 nucleotides. RefSeq lists its product as hypothetical. The record is from RefSeq and is a predicted model, not a curated record. Lineage: Eukaryota; Viridiplantae; Streptophyta; Magnoliopsida; Poales; Poaceae.